ACACAAAACCAGCGCCGAGCUUCAGGAUCCAAGCGCGUACAGAAGGACAAUUCUAAGUUGGAUUUUGACUGUCUUCGACGAAUCCAUGUUAAAAGUAUUGGUGUAGUUGAAAUGCUGAUCUGACACAUCCUCAUUCGUUACUCCCUAGCAAAUUCAUCCAGCUUCCUUCCGGAUGGCCGGAGCAGUGAUGGACAGCAUCGUGAUCCUGGAUGACGAUGAUGAAGAAGCUUCCUCCUCUCCAUCUACGUCAUAUUCUCAAGCUCCAAACUGCCAGCGAGGAACGCAGCUGAAGAAACCGCAGCCACAGCCAACACACAUCACACAGUCUCCAUUUGCCACCGCGAAGAAAGACACUCGAGUCCUACAAGUGGAAAAUGAAAAACUGUUUGCAGACUUUGUGGAACAUUGUGCCAAACAUGCGGAGGAUCAUCCGGAGGUCAUGACCUACCUGCAGUCCAGAUACUCCAAGGCCUUGCCGACCUUCCUGUCAUCGGUGGAGUUUCGUAACACUUUGGGCCGCUGCCUCACACGCGCGCAGGCGAACGCAGGCAAAACUUUUGUCUACAUUAAUGAACUCUGCACAGUUCUUAAACAGCACACAGCUAAGAAACGGACGUCUGUACAGCCCCUUCCUUCUGAGGGGAAAACAGAGGAGAAGAGCAAUGGAGAUGUAAAACAGGAGGAACAGGGUAAAGGAGAAGAGGAGAAACCGGAGGAAGAAAAGAAAACUAAAAGGGCUUCAAGGAGACAGAUAGCAUACCUGGAAAACCUCCUGAAGGUUUAUAAUGAAGAGAUCAAACGCCUUCAGGAAAGAGAGUUGAAUCUGGAGGAUCUGGAGAAAGAAGACUCCAGUUAUAUUCAAGAGCACAAACUCAAACGCAAGAUGAUGAAGAUCUAUGAGAAACUGUGCGAGCUGAAGGGUUGCAACACACUGACGGGUCGAGUGAUCGAACAGAGGAUUGUCUACAGUGGCACACGCUACCCAGAGAUCAACAAAAAGAUUGAACGCUACAUUAACAGCCCUGAAGUUCUUCAAAAUCCUCCUGACUACACAGAUAUGCUAAAGGUCGUGCAACGCGCCAAUGACCGUUACAAUCUCCUGCUCAGCCGUAAACAGAUAACCCAGAUGGCUCAGGAAGCGUUCAGAGAAACGGGCAACAAACUGCAGGAGAGACGGCACCUCGACAUGGUCUACAACUUCGGCUCCCAUCUCACCGACUUUUACAAACCUACGUUAGACCCUGCACUUUCUGACCAAACCCUGAAUCGAAAACUUCGCUCCAAUAGGGACGUGGCACUCAGCAACUUGGAAGAAGUGAUCAGUAAAUACGCCAACAAACAGGAAGACGUGGAGGUAGAGGAGACGAGGAAGAAGCAAGAGAAAGACAAGCUGAAAAAAGAGGCACUAAACGGACAACAGAGUGACAGCAAAGAAAAAGAGAGCGAGGAGCAGGAUAAAAAAGAGGAAGAGGAGGAAGAUGAUGAUGAUGAAGAAGACUGUUCUUCUGAUCCUGAUAUCGAAGAAGAGAUCCAAGCCAGCCAGGCACAAGUUGGUCCAGAUGAUGAUGAAGAGGAUGUCGAAGAGGAGCAGGUAAACAACAGUGACAGUGAGCAGCCAAUCAACGAGAGCUCUCCUCUGUCAAUCAAAUCAUCUCUCCAGGAUACAGAAGAGGAUCAGGGUGAGGUAGGAGACGAUGACCGGCAGUCUCCGGUCAGCAGCAUGAGUGAGGCGGUUACCACAGAAACAACCACAGAUGUCGGAGCCACUAAACAAAGUACUCUGUCUCCGGAGGCCAUUGGUCAAUCAGAGGCAGUGGACUCUUUACCUGUCAAGACUGAACUCGAUUCCUCAAAUCACUUUACACCUGUGUCUAAAAGCACAAGGAACUGCACUGAAACCAUUUCCACCAAUCAGGACUCCCCAGUCGUCAUGAGAUCGGCCAAUUGCAGUCCGCUACCUCCGAGCCCUGUGUUUAUUGACGAGAUGGGCAAAUACAAGAAGAGGAAACGCACUUCAAAUGAGAGAAACGACGCUGCUUACAAUGGGAACGACACACGGGACAGCAGCAGUUACUGUGAUAUACCUCUGGAUAUGGGUGUGUACUCCAGCCCUGAACGUGUGGAUUUAACCAGGGCGACAACUCCAACUCAGGACAAGAUCAACAGCUUAAGACUCACACCUCCACCCAAGAAAAAUAAGGUGAACAAGGCAACUCAGUGUGACCCAGAGGAAGUGAUUGUUCUUUCUGAUUCAGAUUGAGCCUGGGAAUCUUCCUAUUCCUGCUCCAAUAGUGCCUGCCAAUGUGAACAUAAAACCAAUUUUAUUUCAUGUUUUUGGGAACUGAUUACACUUGCAAUGCAACAUGUUUUAUACAGGGAAAAUGCCAUUUCAUUGUUCAUUUGGGCUCUUUUGAGGUAUUUUUGUACAUUUGGAAAUGAGUUUCACCUCUAAAUAUUCUUAUUCCAAGGGUUUAUCUUGUAUUUUAUUUAUGGCUUUAAUGGAGGGUUUGAUAGCAAACCUCAGUUAUGCCAAGAGGGAUAAUGGGAAAAUUGUUCCCUGUUCAAAUCAAUAAAAACUCUGAUUUUA
Molecule: messenger RNA, 2587 nt
Organism: Paramisgurnus dabryanus
Lineage: Eukaryota; Metazoa; Chordata; Actinopteri; Cypriniformes; Cobitidae
Gene: daxx
Product: death-domain associated protein
Biological process (GO): nucleosome assembly; regulation of apoptotic process; negative regulation of DNA-templated transcription
Cellular component (GO): nucleus; PML body
Molecular function (GO): histone binding; transcription corepressor activity; transcription coactivator activity
Source: RefSeq, a predicted model, not a curated record